Molecule: messenger RNA, 294 nt
Organism: Rhizoctonia solani
Lineage: Eukaryota; Fungi; Basidiomycota; Agaricomycetes; Cantharellales; Ceratobasidiaceae
Product: ATP synthase subunit f, mitochondrial
Exons: 2
Coding region: 1-294 (97 amino acids)
Biological process (GO): proton motive force-driven ATP synthesis
Source: RefSeq, a predicted model, not a curated record
AUGCACGCCUCGCUCGUCCGACGCUCAUUCGGGUCUAUUAUCCCACCCAAAAUUGCGACUCCCAAAAUUGUCUCGGGAGGCAGCGGCGCCAGCAUGUCUUCCGUCGUCGAUUUCUACUCUAAAUUGCCAAAGGGCCCCGCUCCUCCCUCCGGAAACGGCAUCAAGGCGCGCUACUUUGACGGCAAGAACGCAUCUGGCAAGCCCUUUGUUGCGGCUAUUGUCGGAAUGUUCUUGCUUGGGUACACGAUCGAUUACAACAGUGCGUACUCUGGUCUUAUGCAAUUAACCGAGUGA